AUGCAUAGGCCGAAAUACAAGGAAGGUUCCCUUGUACAUGUUGCCGAUGCAGUAUAUGACAUGUUCCUACAGGUUGAACUCAUGUUUCGAAAUUCUCAGGACACAUUGAUGGAAGGGGAUAACGUCAAGCAACGACUAGUUGACAAGGCCAUAGAAAUCACUGAUGAAGUUGAACUGCCAGCAUGUCACAAGGUUAAACAGAAACAGCUUUUUGCACUAGGUGACACAGUUGAAGCCCUAGUGGCGCUAAAGACAAGAAGUCGUCUCCGAAGCCAAAAUAAUACUCCUGUAAAGUCUGUUACUGCCAAAUCUCCAGUGAAGUCGCCAUCAAAGCAGACAUGCAGGCGAGUGAUUGGACGCCAGGCUCCUGCUCCCAAAGCCUUGGUUCACUCACCAAGAUAUGCAAGAAAACGGAAAAAAACUAAACUGUUUGACAGUGAUGACACCGGAGCGGAUACUGAGGAUGAGAAACCAGCCAUAGUGGAUGUUGCGUUGUCUUCCGGUGCCCAGAACUCACUCGGGGUGCUAGAGAAGAGAGUAGCAGAGAGGCUUGGAGCACGCCUACGCAACAUAUUAAAACUGCCCAAGGCACAUAGAUGGGUGUGUCACGAGUGGUUCUAUGCUAGCAUCGAUAACGUCCUCCUCGCCAGUGAGAAUGAAUUUCAGCAGUGCUUGAAGGACAUGCUGCCCCAUCUGAAAACGUGCCAACUGACGCGUGUUGAGUGGUGUAAGAUCCGCAGGUAUCUCGGCAAGCCUAGAAGAUGCUCGCAGGCUUUCUUUCGGGAGGAGGUGCAGUCGCUUCACGAGCGACGAGACAGGGUGCGUCUGCUGCAACAGAACAAAGCUCUCGACGCGAAGAUGUUCAAAGACAUGCCGUCCGAAAUACCGCUGCCGCUGCACAUCGGAACGCUCGUCACUGCUCGCCUCAGGAAACCGCAGGAUGGUCUUUUCACGGGAGUCAUAGAUGCCGUCGAUACGCAGAACGCGACGUACCGCAUCACGUUCGAUCGGCCGGGACUCGGGAUCCGCUACGUGCCAGACUUUGAAGUGUUGAGCAACGAGGCGCAUGACACGGUACCGCUGGCGUCGUACGUAGACAGACAUCCGCCCGCGCGGCUGAUCUUCAGCUCUCCACCACCUCCACUGCCGACGGACCUGCCGAUCCUGACUAGGCUGAUGAAAAUUUUACGGGUAAAGAAAGAGCACAUUGAACGCUUGAAAGAGCUGAACUGUGAGGCAGAGAAAAUGAAGAGUCUCCACGAUGCGCUGACCGAGGAUUUCAAAAAGAAGUAUGCUCAGGUGGUUCUCGAUCUGGAGCAGCUGAACCUAGACCUCAACGAGCACAUGCUGGGUAUCCAGCAGUACUGCCGCGAGAUCGCUCCGGAGCACGGCAUCGUCGAGCCUCUAGCGGGUCCGCUCGCCUCCAGGAGGCGCUGCGUCGGCGACGCGGAGGAGAUGGUGAGGCGCUGCAGCGGCGAGUACGCGGUGACGGCCGACGCGACGACGCGCCUCGUCAUGCGUCUCACAGCGCUCAUGAUGCAGAUACAGUCGCUGUCGCAGCACGAGCUGAGUUCCUUCGAUUUCAACUCCAUGAGCAACUCUCUGACUGAGAUCAAGGAGACUCUAGAACCGGCGAAUCAUCGCGUAUUCCAAGAUCACGUCGAGAUACACAUCAACCACAUUCAGAGCGGACUGAGUCAGAUGGGCAAUCUGCACGCCUUUUCCAUCUCCUAGAUCAGCCAGCCGGCUUGAAGGUUACGGGGAUACGCUAUCCGCUUCCUUUCUCACGCACAAGAUGGCAGCACUAUCGGAAUGUGUUUUUGUAUGCACAUGCGCGUGAGAAGUUCACCGAGAAAACGUCUGUCACUUAACCGAUUGUUGACAUCCGUCUGUGCGUACGGUUGGUGCUCAUGCAACUUUACUGGUGCGUGUGACCUCUCUACCUUUGAUCCUGGCCCCCACUGCCGCUAUCAGUGUUAUGCGAUCAAGCACUAGAUGUUUUCCAAGAACCGUGCUUUCAGCAUAAGGUUUUUGGCGCGUUUUCUCGGUGGAGAGCGCGCCGAGGGGAGCUUACGUUAACGCUCCUGCUGUAUCUCGUUAUUUUUCUAUUGCGGAAAUAGUCGAAACUAGACGUUCUAGUUUUCGUGGAUGCGUAUAACAUAGACAAUAUCAUACGUUGUUAUCAUUUUGUAUACAUGCAAUGUUUGUGCAGGGUAGUGCGUGCGUGCAUGCGAGAGCGUGCGUGCGUGUCUGGUGUGUACAUUCUCCUGUGUGUAUUAUGAGUGUAUAAUGGAUACGUAAGGUGAAAUCCAUGUAAAACGUUUCCUUAGAAUAUAUAGCAUAUGAAAUAUGCUAAGAUCAUAAUUAGAAAAUGUUUUAACUGAAAAUGCAAUGAAAGUAUUAGUUUUCAGUUAGUAGUGGUUGCCAUCAGAAGCACAUUUUUCAUUCGUGUACAGUUAAAAUACCAUUUCGUUACUGAUAGAACAUAGCUAUGAACGCGUGUUGUAGUUGUGUGUACAAUUAGUGUUUCUUUCCCAUUUAAUGUAUGGGUAUUAUUAUUUUAUAGCUGUGAUUUUUAGUGUAAUGUUUUGGAAAACGUCGCAUAUGAGUGCAGGCCGUGCAAUAUCUUGUACACUAACCUGAUUGUACAAUGUUACGUAUGUAUGUUAUACUUGUUAUGCCACCCGCAGUUGUAAUACUGAAAUUAGACGUGGUAUUAAAUAAGUUUGGCAUUUGUUUCUGGUUCA
This is a messenger RNA of Priapulus caudatus, 2747 nucleotides long. RefSeq names its product protein lin-9 homolog. Lineage: Eukaryota; Metazoa; Priapulida; Priapulimorpha; Priapulimorphida; Priapulidae. Gene Ontology annotation, molecular function: DNA binding. The coding region runs from base 1 to 1734 and encodes 577 amino acids. The record is from RefSeq and is a predicted model, not a curated record. Gene Ontology annotation, biological process: regulation of cell cycle; regulation of transcription by RNA polymerase II; DNA-templated transcription. The transcript is spliced from 13 exons. Gene Ontology annotation, cellular component: nucleoplasm; transcription repressor complex.